AACCAGCAAUCGCAUUCCUGGAUAGUACAAGAGACGGAAAUUUCUCAGUGGGAAGUACCGAAUUUUCUCUCAAAUCGACUUUUCCCAUGAAUAAAGCAUUUAAAACAGGGACAAGUCUCUACAGUCACCUUAUGCUAAUCAGGCAAAAUUUUUACCCAAUUUGGUCUAUGCUCUCGUAAGCGAUCACCUCCCCUAAGCGACCACUCAGACGUGACAUUUUGGGUGGUCGCUUACGAGAGGUUCAACUGUGUACAUGUAUGCAAGGUUGUUCAAGGUGAAACCCCUACCGUGGGUAGUGAAGAUAGUAGAACAGAUUGAGAACUAUCUUGUAAGGUGUUUCCCUUUUCAACGGAGUUAGUGAAAAAAAAAAAAACUUGCCCAGCAAGAGUACACAAAACAGUAGCUUUGCAAUUUGUACCGAGUAGGUGGCUAUUAACCCUUUGAAGAAAGGUUUUGACCGCACAAAAGUAUCCUAACCUUGCCCCCUUUCCACCCAUAUCACUCAACCCUCCCUCCUUACAUUUUAAAUUGACGCGAACAAUCAGUGUCACCAGUGAUUCUACUGAUUUCAUCCAUUCAUACUUGCUUCGCGCAAUUCACAACACGAGACUGACUUAUGGCUACGAAUUCUAGUGAGAACACCACUGAUGAACAACUGGUUGCUUUAAAUGAAACACCACAACCCCUCGAUCCUUACUGUUUUGUGGACCCUGACUAAGAAUUUGAGUUUCAGAGCUCUAGCUCUUCUCUGGAAGAUUUUCAAGGCUUCACUCGUCUAGACUGCCGACAUGCAAGGCGUCAACUUCUUUUCCGAAGGCCUUCUGUAGAAGUAAGCGCGAGUUCGAGUGAUGAUGAAGAGGGUGAUUUUUCAGGGUACACCAGGGAGGAAAUAUUUUUCCCAGAGGGUAGCAACAGUCGUGAGUUUUGUGAAAACCGUGGUGUAAGCACAUCAAGUUCCAACCACAGCGAUGAUUCGGCGUCCGACCCUGGGCUGAAGGGAAGCCGGAAAAGGAAAAAAAAUCCCAAGAGAUGGCAGAGGAAUGUGAGGAAGAGGGCCAGAGCUGAGGGUACCCGCUAUAAAAUGACAUCUGGGAGGAUCAAAUCGCCGCGAAAGCAAGGACCACCAUGCAGUUGCCCCAAAAAAUGCUUUGAACAAGUUAGCAAAGAAGAACGAGAACACCUGAUUAUGCAAUUUAAUCACAUGGGAACUCACGAACUACAGAACCAGUAUUUGAGGGGUCUUAUUGUUGCUUCAAACGUAAAACGGCGUGGAGCUGGAGGGAAACUGGGGUCGGCAAAAGACAAGCCAGGAAAAAGAUCGACCUCUUUUGAGUAUUUUGUUGUCACCAGCAUUAACCGAAGGGUCAAGGUCUGCCGACAGGCCUUUCUCAGUAUUCACGGUAUUGGAUACACCAGGGUCAAGAAUCUUCGCCAGAGCGCAGUCUGCAAACCAGACAUGCGUGGGAAGCAUGGCAACAGGCCUAAGAAAGUGACGAAUAUCCAUCUUCAAAAUGUGAGAAAUCACAUUAAGUCCUUCCCGAGGGUAGCCUCCCAUUAUUCUCGCAAUAGCAACAACAAGAAACGUUACCUGAAGGAAGGACUUAGCGUCCACAGAAUGUACCAACUGUACCUCGAGAAAUUUGAGCCCGCUAUAGUAGUGCACGAACGCGAAGUUCAUCGAGCUCGUCAGGAACAACGAAGACCCCCUCAACCGUUAAGGCCUAAAGUUUCCUAUCGGAAGUAUCUCGAAUUAUUUAAUACCGAGUUUAACUUAGGUUUUGGAAGGCCCAGAUCCGACACAUGUGCGCAGUGUGAAAAGUUGAAUUUAAUUCUCACAAACACAGAAGAUGAAGCAGAGAGGCAAAAAGCACAAGAAGAUCUGAAGGCCCAUCAAACAAAGGCAGACAAUGGCUACAAGUCCAAAUCGGCCGAUCGAGAGCGGUCCAGGCAGAGCUGGGAGGGAAAACGUCGGGUAGUAUCAGAUGAUAUUACUUUCAAUUCAAAAGAUGCCAUCGACAUGAUUACUUUCGAUUUACAACAAAAUUUGCCCACACCCAAUCUCAAUCAUAACGAUAUAUUCUAUCUGAGACAAUUAUGGACCUACAAUUUCGGAAUUCAUGACUGUGUCACAGAACAAGGCUACAUGUUCAUGUGGCAUGAGGCACUGGCUAAACGUGGAGCAUCUGAAAUCUCCUCCUGCCUUAACACCUUCUUCAACCGUUUUCGCACAGGCGCGCGUUCCCUCGUGAGUUAUUCAGAUAGCUGCGGAGGCCAAAAUAAGAACCUCACAAUUCUUGGAAUGUUAAGCGAUCUUCAUCUGGCCAAUGUUUAUCAAUCAAUUGACCACAUCUACUUGGAGAGAGGCCACACCUACCUCGAGAAUGACCGUGACUUUGGCAUUAUUGAAAAAAGGAAGCAGAGUGCUGAAGUCUAUAUUCCCUCCCAAUGGUACCAAGUUGUCAGAGAAGCAAGCCUGAAGAAGCCAUUUCAGGUAGUGGAAAUGCAACAGGAAGACUUCCUCGAUUUCAAGGGCGCUGUGGCACAGAGAUAUGCUCUACAGAACAAAGAUCGUGACGGCAACCGCGUCCUUUUGAGAGAAAUCCACUGGCUCAAUUUUGGUUGGGGAGCAGAGAUGGAUCGCGAGGGAAGAAAAAUUAUGGUCCAUCAUCCCUAUGAAGUGUGGAUGAGGAGAUCCUUUUCAUCAGAGGAGCCCUGGAUCAAAGUACGCCUUAUUAAAAGGGAAAGCAGCGAAAAUAACAUCAUCGCAAGUCCACCGGCACAGCUUUACCACAGCCAGAUUCCCCUCAAGCCAGGCAAAUUAAAGGAUCUCAAGAAAAUUGCAUCCCAGCAUGUAAUACCCAAUUAUCGCGGAUUUUAUCUUUGUCUGAGAGGUGAAGGUGAAGAAAGUGAUGAUGACACCGAAUACUCUGGCUCUGACUGUUCUGCAUCAAAUUAGGGGGGUUUAUUAUAUGCUUAAUUUUUAGGCCCGCGCAGAGGUUUAAGGAUGGAGAAUGAUGCUCUAGAAAUACAGGAAAUCACGAAAAGUCAGAGCGCUUUGGAAUAAGUCAUGUAUUCGCUGUUGUGUUUUCAAUUCCGUCAAGGGGCCUCCACUACUAUACUGAAAGGUCACGGAAUCUCGAUUUAUUUGUUUAUUUGAUUUUUUUUAAGUCUCGGGUAAAACUUUGUCUUGGUGAACGACGCGUAAAAAGAUUGAAAUGUAAAUCUGGAAAUAGUUAAUCGUGUUAAUGUUGUUGGACGCUGUUGACAUUUCAAAACUUCAAUGAUUUUAAUUAAUAAGUUUCGGUGAUCCUGUUGAUGUAUGUUUUUAGAAAUCAAUAGCUGGUUUUCACAUGACGUCACCAAAAUUCGAACUACAAAACUAUUGACAUUCCUGAGAUGUUACUUA
Orbicella faveolata is the source of this 3406-nucleotide messenger RNA. RefSeq lists its product as uncharacterized. Lineage: Eukaryota; Metazoa; Cnidaria; Anthozoa; Scleractinia; Merulinidae. The record is from RefSeq and is a predicted model, not a curated record.